Pseudo-nitzschia multistriata is the source of this 744-nucleotide messenger RNA. Lineage: Eukaryota; Bacillariophyta; Bacillariophyceae; Bacillariales; Bacillariaceae. The record is from the annotation of a GenBank genome assembly.
CACAAAAUUCAUGGCUGAUAUCAUAUCCUUGUUUUUGUUUCGACACUUUGACCACAAUUUUUUUUUCAACCAACACAAAAGACCAUAAAAACACCAUGAUGUUCGGAAAAUCCACCCUUGUUCUCGCCGCCCUUGUUGCCGGGGCCAGAUCCGAUUGGUCUGCAACCAACUGGCAAGCGAACGUAGACAAAGCCAUGGACAUGGCCAGCGCGUACCAGAGCAUCAAUUGGGAAGACGGUAACUGGCAAGGAAACUCCCAGAAGGCCCAGGAAAUUGCCAUGUCAUGGAAAGCCAACAACGAAACGGACGACGAGCUGCUCGAAGUGAGCGACGAAAUUCUGGAAUUGCUCAAGAACACCACUGACGAAGAGGAAGACGAAACCGUUCCCUCUUCCGCUCCGGCCUUUGGCACCGUGGCCGCUGCGGUGUCCACCGCCCUGCUUGCGACCACCCUUGCGUCUCUCUAGGGUGGCCAUGUCGGGCGUGGCGUGGCCGAGAUUCGAUGCGAAUCGACUCGACUCGAUUCGAUUCUCUGUGCGCUGUUGUCCGGGGGGAUGCAAUGCCCCUCCUCAUGCUCGUCUCGCACACACCACACCAAGCGUGGGCCUACCGUACGCUCGGUUCGGAGGUUUGUUGGAGGUAGCGUCGGUACUACCCGCUGAACCCGAGCCGGGAUCGAUCCAUCCAUCCGUGUGUGCGAUGCUGCCCAAUUCAUAAUGUCUAAAACAAAUCACUUAACCACCU